GAUGGGGCGACCCUCGGUAACUUCAGUGUACAGCUGAGUGAUUCAAGGCGACUAACCAUACUUUUGUAAAGCGGUUUUUAACGUCUCAGGACCAUAAACCCCUACAUUUUCAAAAAAAAUGAAGCCAAAUUUACUAAUGCCACACCACAUUCAGGAUCUGCUUUUUAAGCAUCUUACGUUGUGACGCACAAUUUUGUAAUUACAAAAACACAUUGUUACUCAUAUUUUAAAUAACUUUUAUUAUUAAUAAUAAUAAUUUAAAGAAAACUUUUUUAAGUCUAUAAAUAUAAAAUUUUAUAUGUUACGAACAUAUUUUUAUAUGGGAAGGUGGUCAUUUUAAUUCGAUAAGGAAAAAUUUGUUACUUAAAAAAUAAUUGAAAGUUUUUAAAGCAAAGCUUAUUUGUUAACUUUAUUUAGCGACAAAAAAAAAUACUUAGGUGCUAGAAGAUACUAUUAAUAACUCAUAAUCGUAUAUAAAAUAGAAAAUGUCGGAAAUUAUUAUGUAAUAAUAGUAGUACGCAGAAAUGGAACCAUAUUCGAGUGAUCUACUCUGGUUGGUGGUAUGUGGUUUUAUAGUGGCAUUUAUUUUGGCAUUUGGUAUCGGCGCAAAUGACGUAGCGAAUUCUUUCGGCACGAGCGUCGGCUCUAAGGUCCUCACACUAACACAAGCAUGCAUACUAGCAACUAUUUUCGAGAUUGCUGGAGCUGUUCUGAUUGGUUACAAGGUAUCAGACACAAUGCGUAAGGGUAUAUUGGAUGUGUCGUUGUACGCGGACGGAGGCGAAAGGUUGCUCGCAGCCGGUUGUCUUGCAGCACUGAUAGCUGGAGCCUCGUGGUUGAUAUUAGCUACGGCGCUGCGUCUGCCAGUAUCAGGGACACAUUCAGUUGUUGGAGCUACUGUUGGUUUCACACUAACAGCAAAAGGACCAGUUGGUGUCCGUUGGUCUACCCUUGGGGCUAUUGUGCUAUCGUGGUUUAUUUCCCCGGCACUUAGCGGUGCAGUAUCAGCGUUAUUGUUUUGGUUGGUCCGAAGGUUCAUUCUGCGUGCUUCGCAGCCGAUAAUUUCAGGAUUGCAGGCAUUACCGUUCUUUUAUGGUGCUACUAUAGCCAUUAAUGUAAUUAGUGUAGUGCACGAUGGUCCGAAACUGUUAGCUAUGGAUAAAAUACCCCUUUGGGUUGCAUUGGCCGGUUCGCUAGCGCUGGGGGUGAUUGGAGCGGUAUGCGUGCGAGCCUUUCUCGUCCCCUAUUUCCGACGUCAGCUUGUUCCACCUCCAGUUAAUUUUACUCUUGGACCAUCAAACGAAACAACACCAACUAAUACUCCAACACACGGUAAAAAUAAUUUAGCGCAACGUCCGACAUCCUUGCUUUCUGAAGAUGGUAAACUCUUAGAAGCAAUUGCAGAGAGCGCCGAAAUGGUUACAUUGAGCGACGCAGAUAAGUGUUCAGUCGGUGUACGAGAAAUGAAUGCAAGGAACCGAGCACUUCUAGCUACGAUGGAUGACUGUAGCAUACUAUCGCGAAGCUUAAGCCCGCCUAAUAAAUCAAGAUUACAGCUGAUUGAUGCCGAUCCUCAAAUAAACACGUUAAAAUACAUAGAUGAGACUCUCAGUUGUUGCAAGAGCUUAGAUUCCGCUCAACUCGUUGGAAUGGGAGAGAGCUAUGAUUCGAAGAAUGGUUUUCUAGGCGAUUCUUGUGAUACCAUCGCACGCGGGGAGCUCGGACGUUUAUCAGCUCUGAGAGGUGUACCCGCUAUGGUAGAGUUUGAUACACCUCCUCCUAGAUCAGACAAGGGGCCGGAGAUGGGCAGCGCGUGGAGUAUCGAGUGCGACGCACGCAACACGCGGCUGGCGGCCAUCACGCCCAACUCCAGCGCCGCGCCACUGCUGCGCGCCACCAGCCCCGCACCACCCGCGCCGCCGCCCCCGCCGCCCGACACUCUACGGCUCUUCUCUUUCCUGCAGGUGCUCACUGCCACCUUCGGGGCGUUCGCACACGGUGGCAAUGAUGUCAGUAACGCCAUAGGUCCACUCGUGGCACUGUGGCUGUUGUAUUCGGAGGGCGGAGCGCACGCGCGAGCGGAGACUCCACUCGCAAUUUUAGUAUUCGGCGGUGUCGGCAUCGCGCUGGGCUUGUGGCUGUGGGGUCGCCGCGUGAUCCGCACAGUGGGGGAAGACCUCACCAGUAUCACGCCUGACACUGGCUUCACCAUCGAAUUGGGAGCGGCGCUGACCGUUUUGGUGGCAAGCAAGGCGGGUCUACCUAUUUCCACCACACACUGUAAGGUGGGGUCCGUCGUGUGCGUCGGGUACUUCUCGGAUAAAAAAGUGGAUUGGAGUCUUUUCAGAAAUAUAAUAUUCGCGUGGCUGGUGACCGUUCCGGCCGUGGCGGGCACGGCGGCGCUCGUCAUGUUGGCCCUAGAAGCGUUUGUUGUUUAAGCAAAACAUCAUUGUUGCGAUUGGAAUUUAUAUAUUCCAUAUAAAAAGUAAGGACAUUGAGUUGUCAGAGAAACGUUUCAUUCAUGUUUGUUAUUACUUAUUUUUAAAUUGAGAAACCCAUACACUUUUUAACAGCGAGAUACUCUCUAGACACGUUACUGACAAAAUGAACUACAAAUCAAU
This is a messenger RNA of Vanessa tameamea, 2621 nucleotides long. RefSeq names its product Na[+]-dependent inorganic phosphate cotransporter type III (gene NaPi-III). The transcript is spliced from 10 exons. Gene Ontology annotation, molecular function: phosphate transmembrane transporter activity. Bases 525 to 2438 code for a protein of 637 amino acids. Gene Ontology annotation, cellular component: membrane. Gene Ontology annotation, biological process: phosphate ion transmembrane transport. Lineage: Eukaryota; Metazoa; Arthropoda; Insecta; Lepidoptera; Nymphalidae. The record is from RefSeq and is a predicted model, not a curated record.